This is a messenger RNA of Fusarium redolens, 1674 nucleotides long. RefSeq lists its product as uncharacterized. Gene Ontology annotation, molecular function: zinc ion binding; DNA-binding transcription factor activity, RNA polymerase II-specific. The transcript has 3 exons. NCBI's taxonomy places the organism in Eukaryota, Fungi, Ascomycota, Sordariomycetes, Hypocreales, Nectriaceae. Gene Ontology annotation, biological process: regulation of DNA-templated transcription. The record is from RefSeq and is a predicted model, not a curated record. The coding region runs from base 1 to 1674 and encodes 557 amino acids.
AUGGAGCAGACAAUAGCUAUCAAGCCUAAACCCAAGGCUUCCUCUUCUUCGUCUUCUUCUGAUGGUGGCGGUGUGCAACCCCCUCGCGGCGGCGACCCAUCAUCAUCUCAGAUCGUCUCGGUCCCGGCCAACAACAAGCCACGGAUCCCGAAUGCCAAUGUGGCAGUCCUUGACAUUGCAGAUCGUUCGGGACAAAAUGCCGCUAAGAAGCCCAAGACCAAGUCUUUCAAGACACGUACUGGUUGUAAAGAGUGCAAACGUCGCAAAGUGAAAUGUGAUGAGGGCAAACCAAUCUGUAACCGGUGCAAAGCCGUCGGUCUAACAUGUCAUUUCCCGCUCAGCCAAUCCGUCAGCUUCAACACCACAGCUACAGCCGUGACAACAACGCGUGCAGCACCCCAGUCCGACACACGCAUCCUAGCCAAGCCAAACUACAUCCUCUCACUCUUCAAAGACCAGACGCAAUAUGACAUGUUCUCCACUUUUCUCUGGUCCAACGAGCAGGGCACCACCCUCCCUCACAACACCUUGGCUGCCAUUACGCCUCAGCUGGCCCAUGAGGAUGCGGCUGUCCGUGAGACGUGCUGUGCCUUAGGCGGUGCCGUCAAUGCCUUCACGCAGCCAACCAUCGAUUCCGUUGCUGCUGAUAAGGCGCAUCAGCUGUCACUUCAGUACUACACACGUACUGUACGUGCUGUUACGACUGCUACUUCGACACUUCGUGCGCUGCGUAGUGUUACUCACGUGGCUCUUGUCUUUCUCACUUACGAUAUUCUUCGUGGAGACAUGCUGGCUGCUGCUUUGCACCACGACCACGCUGCUCGCCUCUUUGAAGCAUACCUGGCUAAGCGAUGUGCCCAAGAAGGUGCAUCGUUGUCAGAUCUGGUUUUUGACGAUUAUGAGAAUGCUCUGUUUGACAUGAUACAGCGAUUGAGUACCUACCCGUGGGCCCUGAGACUGGGUAUCACCGGGGAUACGGAUGAGUUCCUAGCCGCGAAGCGAUGUCUGGGAAGACACAGGUACUCCAUAGACAAAAUGCCCUCCUCAUUUCACGAUUUGGAUCAAGCUUUGAGGUGGUGGGAUGUCGCACAGCACCAUCUAGCUCAUCAUCUUCUGGACGACGAUACAGAGACGACCAAAGCAACAUGGGAGAAAGCUUUCUCGGUCCUUUCAAGCUGGCACAACGGCUUCGUCUUGCUAUACCGCUACACGCAGCAGCGCAAAAAUGAGGAGCCGCACAGUUACGUGACAGCCAGUGUCUUUGAAGCACUGUACCUGGAGUGUUUGUCAAGUCUCCACCUGCAGCUCAACACGGAUGCAAAGGUGUUGCCCGACGCGAAGCCUGUGUACCGCGAGAUCAUCGCCACGACGCAUCGUAUCCUCGACGAGCUAAAGGGAUCGCAAGCAAACUUCCGCUUCAUGGAUAACAACGUCAUGAAGCCUUUGUUUGUUGUUCUUUUCAAGUGCAGCGAUCCUGAGAUCAGAGAAGGCGUGAAAAUGGUGUUGCAGCAUGGUGUCGCUAAGUUUGGAAGUGCGUGCCUUGCUGGGAUUGUACUGGGUAUGAUGCACAUGAAGAGCGAGCAUGUUCCCCAGAUCUUGAGGAACGUUGAAAGAGCGGUUGGAUGGCAUUUGACUUCUGUUGGAUGCGGACCUGGAGUGAUUACCGCUGGUUAA